Messenger RNA from Rhagoletis zephyria (snowberry fruit fly), 1449 nucleotides. RefSeq names its product fatty acyl-CoA reductase 2-like. Gene Ontology annotation, cellular component: peroxisome. NCBI's taxonomy places the organism in Eukaryota, Metazoa, Arthropoda, Insecta, Diptera, Tephritidae. Gene Ontology annotation, molecular function: alcohol-forming very long-chain fatty acyl-CoA reductase (NADP+) activity. Gene Ontology annotation, biological process: long-chain fatty-acyl-CoA metabolic process. The record is from RefSeq and is a predicted model, not a curated record.
ACUCGAGAGCUUGAUGCGUAAGACUGAAGUGAAAUGCAUUUACAUGCUGAUUCGUGCCAAACGCAAUAUCACUGCUGAGGAGCGAAUAAAGAAAAUUCUCGCCGGUCAGCUCUUCACAAAAGUAAGAAAGUUAAAGCCCAAUGCACACCAACUCAUCACACCCAUACAUGGCGAUUGUGCACAACCGAACUUGGGUAUCUCCGAGGAAGAUCGAAAAAUAUUGAUUGCAAAUGUGGAUGUGGUGAUCCAUUGUGCAGCUACAAUACGUUUCAAUGAGCCACUCUUUGAUGCGCUGCUCAUCAAUGUAGUUGCAAUGAGAGAUUUAUUAGAAAUGGCAAAGGAGAUGCGGCAACUAAAAUCUUUUGUACACAUAUCAACCGCUUUCUCAAACUGUGUUCUGCCGCACAUAGAGGAGCAUGUCCAUCCGGAAAUUCUUGGUAUCAGCGCACGCAAAACACUUGAAAUUGCCACGCUGCUCGGCCCAGAGCUUACAAAUAGUUUGACUGUGAAUUUGGUGCGCAGCUUUCCCAAUACUUACACUUUUACAAAGGCGCUGGCUGAAGAGCUGAUUCUGAGUGAACGCGACAAUUUGCCAAUUUGCAUUAUGCGGCCCGGCAUUAUUACUUCUACAUACGCCGAACCAUUGCCGGGAUGGAUUGAUAACUUUUACGGGGCAGUGGGCACCUUAAUGGCCGUAGCGCGAGGUUCACUACGAGUACUAUUUGGUCAUAACCAUCAUCCCAUAUUCCUGGUGCCAGUUGACUUUUGUGCGAAUUUGAUUUUGGCAUGCGGCUACAGCACUGGACACGUGGAAGAUGUUGAUAAGAAAACGGUCCGCGAGCCCACAGUUUACAACUUUGUACCGACUGAUGGUAAUCAGAUUACCCAAGGUGAAUUAUUAAGAUAUACCGCUCGCUACGCAAAAGAACGUCCUUUUUCAAACUUACUGUGGUACCCAUUUGUGAUGGCGGUUGGUUCGGUGAGGCUGGAAAAGUUUCUGGGAAUUUUAUUGCACCUUUUACCAGCAUUUAUUCACGACAUUUGGUUGCGAUUUCAAGGCAAAAAGACGAGAACGGUUCGCAUGUUUAAAAAGCAGGAGCAAUUUCUUAGUGUAUUGAACUAUUUUAAAGCGAACUUAUGGACUUUUGAUUUGGCGAAUACUCAGCAUUUGUGGAACCGUCUCUCAACGGAGGAUCAAGUGAAUUUUGCAUUCAAUAUGUCUGCGGUAAAUUGGCAACAUUAUUUUCGAGAUAUGAUAUUCGGCUUGCGCCAGUAUUUGGUUGCUGAGGAAGACGCGACUCUACCCAAAGCUUUGAAGCGCUUGCAGAUCUUUAAGUGGGCGCAUCGUUCAAUUCUGAUUUUGUUGGCAGUGGGUCUACUACUAUGCAUUCGUGUAAUAAUUAGUUACUUUAAGUGAAAAAAUGUGUGUAAAAUUAAAAUUAAAAUUUU